ACCCAUAUUUGGCCACCUUUGACCCAGAGUUCUUUUAUACAUUAUUAGCAAAUUGUCACAUGUCCUGCGAGCAGGCUACAUAAUUGAUAAAGCCUAAUCUGUAAUUUUCUGAUGGACUGUCGUGAGUAGUUUGAGACCUGCCCAGGGAUAUGCUAUUGUCAUCGAUUAACUCGGACGUUCGACGGUUUGGGUUGUUGUCUUGGAUGUUUAGCACACACCAAACCCAUCUAUAACCAUUCUCGUCACCCUAGAGUUUUAACUAUGGAGCCAGUUGGUCCCCAUUCAGCACUGAUUCAAUGUACGAUUCAGUCGAUUAAGCUACAUAGCAACUGCCUCGGGAAUAUACCAUGCAAGAUGAGCUCAUUCCUUGUGCUAGAAACUUUUACUACAAUGAGCAAUCUUCACUUGCAGGAAGCUAAUUCCAGAAAAGCUCAUACAUAUUUUUCCAUCAACGGCCAAUGUAAUAAAUAAGAGCCCCAGUGGCCUUCUUAAUUAAAUAUUAAGCAGAGCUUCUUCAAUGGUAUGGCAGGUCCAAUUCAUGCCCUCUGCACAUUGAGAAGAAGCCAACACAACCCCCCUUCAAAUUUUCCCACUAGAAGGAUUUGAGUUGCUUCAUCUUAAAGACCAGCAAUCCCAGAAAUUUUCUACAAGCUUGCCUAAACAGUUCCAUGGAAGAGACUGGGGGGAGCCACUUUGAGUCACCGACUCCUCAUUUCUUCAAGAUAAUACAUCCUUACUCACUUCGACUCGGGAAGAUUUCCAUUCCUAAGAGGUUUGUCAGGAAGUACGGGGACAAUCUUCCGAAUGCAGUGAUUCUCAAGGUCCCAAACGGCGAGAGCUGGAAAGUUUGGUUGGAAAAGUGUGAUGAUGCCUUCUGGUUACAGAAAGGGUGGCCAGAGUUCAUAGAACAUUACUCUAUCGAGGAACAAUAUCUCGUGAACUUCUGCUAUGUGAAGAAAUCUGUUUUCCAAGUGGUAAUAUUUGACAAAAGCGCAACUGAGAUAGAAUACCCGCUGAAAUCAGCCAAUGUCAAAAGGGUUAAGCCCGUUCCUGAAUCUCUUUCUUCGGAGAUGGAGGAAUCUGCUUAUAAAACUUCACCCGGAACCUUGUCAGGUUAUGAGGUGGAACAGGAGAUUGAAUGUGGUCAUGUUGAACCUGAUGUCGAAUCGUCCUCAUCAGAGAUGGAGGAGUCAACAGAUAACUCAGUCAGUAUCAUGAGAGAUCUUGAGCCUGCAAUGGAAAUUAGCUGCGACAGUGAUGACCUGACUCCGAACUCUGGUCUCGAAUCAAGACGUUCCAAGCUUGGGGAGAAGAAGCUGAAGCACCGGAAAACACUAAAUCAUUCAUCGAAGCAGUUGAGAGGCAAAGCAAUAAAUGUUGCUCCGCCAGUUUCUCUGACUCGGAGAAUUCUGAAGUUUGCCAAAUCAUCCGAAGCAGUGAAUUUCAGGUCAGAGUAUCCCUUCUUCCACGUUCUCAUGACUGAAUCGUAUGUGAAGUCUGGAAGUGUGGCUAUCUCAAAAGGAUUCAUCGUGAGGAAUAAUUUAGAGGAAGCGCCACAAAAAGUCAUGCUUCGACAUUCUGACAGAUUGUGGCCUGUGAGCAUGAACUACUAUAAGGCAAAAGCUCGUGGAGGCAGCUUAUGCGGGGGAUGGGCAGCAUUUGUGAGGCAAAACCACAUAAAGGUCGGAGAUAUCUGUAUUUUCGAGCUCGUCAAGAAGAAAGGGGUCAUCUUCAACGUGACUGUAUUGAGAUGCGGUGGUUAGUCGGUCACAUUUGUUCCAGGAGUGAUGAGACGGAAGACAGAUGGUGAUGGUGAAAUUUGAAAUCGUUGGCUAAAGUUGAAGAGAAGCCGCUUUGAAGAUCAAAGAAAACUUGUGAUGCCUACUUAAUGCAUUAUCAGUUUAGUCGGUAGUUAUGAUCAAUAAGCUCGAUAAUCUAAGUGUAAAUCAAUCACUCCUCAAUUCACAUGCAUAUGAUUUGUAAGAGGCUGUAAUUAUACAAUGUCAGUCAAAUUCAAAAGGACCCCUGUUCUCCUUUUGUCAUCCAACAUACCAUGUUCGGUGUCCCCAACAUCUGGACUAAUUUGUCAUCCCAUG
Molecule: messenger RNA, 2096 nt
Organism: Punica granatum (pomegranate)
Lineage: Eukaryota; Viridiplantae; Streptophyta; Magnoliopsida; Myrtales; Lythraceae
Source: RefSeq, a predicted model, not a curated record